UUUAAUCUGUGAUAAGUGAUUCUGGUUUAUAAAUUUUGUAUCAUUUCUAUUUUCAUUUUAUAAUCCGUACAAGCACCAGUUCUCAGUACACACUUCACAGCUCUGUGCUUUAAAAUCUUUAGAAGAACAUUAUAAACAGACCAGGUAUUCAAGGUCAAAUAAUAAAUAUUAUUGUUGUAGAUCACAAUCGAGGAACAUAUUGAAUAAGAGUAAAAAAUGUUGAAAAUAUACAAAUCGAAUUGCUUCCCUUCAAAUCAAAACCAGUUCUUUUAUACAUUCUUCGGUGGUAGAAAACAAGUUGGCAAAACUAUUUACAUUACUCCAAUAGUAAAAUAUCCACAAGUUGCAGAACUUAAGCUACCCACAAAUGUGAUCAAUAUAAAUGAGGCUGAAAUGGGCAGAUUUUCUCCUCUAAGAGUAAGAGACAUAUCUGGACCUGUGAUUAAUGCUUACAAUAUAAAACAUGCUGCGUCUCAAAUUGAUAUAACAUUUCAAUCUGACCCCCAUGUCAAUAAGUAUGAUUGCCGUGGAGCUGUGAGUUUGUCUUCAUCAAUGCAGAGUAAUGUGCCAAGCCCAUUUACUGGCAACAAGACACAUCUCAACAUGCCAGGCUCGCAGUGGGGCCAAGGACAUAAGUACUUAUCAGACCAUCUGCAUAGUGCUCAUUACCUAACUCUGAGAAAUGAAUACAGGGGAAAGAUGUAUAAAGCUAUAACCGUUGGGGCAAGAAAAAUGAGUACAGAACCGGAUGUUCCGCUAAGUGCUAAAGAGAAAUUAAAAAAAGCAGUCAAAGAUUAUGGCGCAACUGUUAUAGUAUUUCAUGUUACUAUAUCUCUACUAUCUUUGGGGGGUUGUUACGUCCUUGUAUCUAGCGGAGUAGAUGUGCUGGCAAUUCUGAAGUAUUUUAAUAUUGGUGAAGGAGCACUCUUUAACGCAGUAACAUCCAACGCCGGCACAUUUGUGAUUGCAUAUGGAGUACACAAAAUUUUUGCACCAGCAAGGAUAGCCAUUACACUGACCGCGACGCCAUUUAUUGUACGAUAUUUACGAAGGAUAGGAAUUUUAAAAAGCAGUGCUUCUGGUGGUGGGAAAUAAAUAUCAUUCUAAAACA
This is a messenger RNA of Pararge aegeria (speckled wood butterfly), 1111 nucleotides long. RefSeq lists its product as uncharacterized. The coding region runs from base 217 to 1095 and encodes 292 amino acids. Lineage: Eukaryota; Metazoa; Arthropoda; Insecta; Lepidoptera; Nymphalidae. Gene Ontology annotation, cellular component: mitochondrion. Gene Ontology annotation, biological process: NADH dehydrogenase complex assembly. The record is from RefSeq and is a predicted model, not a curated record. The transcript is spliced from 4 exons.